Messenger RNA from Kalmanozyma brasiliensis GHG001, 3345 nucleotides. RefSeq names its product Protein kinase domain protein. Lineage: Eukaryota; Fungi; Basidiomycota; Ustilaginomycetes; Ustilaginales. The record is from RefSeq and is a predicted model, not a curated record. Bases 1 to 3345 code for a protein of 1114 amino acids. The transcript is spliced from 2 exons. Gene Ontology annotation, molecular function: protein serine/threonine kinase activity; ATP binding. Gene Ontology annotation, biological process: peptidyl-serine phosphorylation; autophagy. Gene Ontology annotation, cellular component: cytoplasm.
AUGGCGAACAAACCCAUGGUCAAGGCAUCUCAGCUCACCAGCCGAACUGCAAACCUUGACCUGCACUCGACUGAUACUGACCGACUCAAGGCAGGUCAUGCACAGAAGCACAUCCGACCCCUGACGACACGGAACGAUGCCGAGCCUAUUCGCACUGGCAAAACUCAGCCAAGAGGCGCAGUCUGCAAUCCGAUCGGAGACUCGACCAGCCUGCUCAAGCGCUCUUUCUCCAAGCUGCGAAUCAAGGAUGCCAUUUCACCCAGUCGGCUCAAGCCGCCUCAAGCGACGCGUCAGCAUCUGGCACCUGCGUCGAAGAUCCCGCAAGCGACUUCGCCUGCGUCACACACACAUAUAUCAUCCAACCGCCGUCCGGACCCUUCCGCCUUCGUCGUCCCCUCCUUCGCAUCUCCCGAAACCAAGCUCACCUCUACGACUCAGCACAAAGGCUUGCAGCCAUCCACGCCUCGACAGGCAGAUCAUCCCCACGAUCAUUAUGAAAACGUUCCGCUCCCGACGUCUGUCACUCAUCAAUCAAGCCCAGCUGCGGAUAAGAAGACGACCGAGAUCAAGAUGAAGGCCAUGCAGCUCGGCAUUUUCAAAAUCAGCGAGGAGGACUUGAAGGAGCGCUACCAGUUCCUCCGUGAGGUUGGUGCGGGCGAAUGGGGCAGCGUAUGGUCCGUCGAGGCACUCAAGCCUCUUGAUCACCUUCCCACUUCCGCCUACCGCUCGCUUCGCGUCACCAAACUCACUGGCUCGGGCACCUACACCAUCGACAACACCUCCAACUUUCGGCCCCUCGCUGUCAAGCUGUGCAAACGCGAGCGCACCAAAUCCGCCGCUGCCAUGACCCAGCGUCUCUGGAACGAGUUCAAGAUCCUACGCAUGCUGGUGGACCAGCUUCCUCGUGCCCAGCAGGUCAGUGGCGACAGUCCCAAUCAUGGCGUUCGCAACGAUCGCACCGGAUGGCAUCCCAACGUCGUCAACUUCUACGAGUUCCUCCUGACGCCCAAGUUCGCCAUGCUCGUCAUGCCCAAGUUCGACGAGCCUAUGAAGGUGUGUCUUGGCGAGCCGCUGUGCAUCACCUUCUUUCAACAGCUCCUCUCGGCUCUGCACUGGCUUCAUCAGCACGGAGUUUGCCACAACGACAUUAAGGUCGACAAUCUCGGCGUCACCUACGACACCUCGGGUCUCGGACGUGAUACGGCUACGCUCUUCGACUUUGGCUUUGCCAAUCGCUACGAGCCUCAACAUAAGGAUGCCUUCAUGUCCAACGAGAUGUGGGGUACGCCCGAGUACCUCUCGCCCGAACGAUGCCGUGCAGCUUGGCACGACGAGAGGAAGUCGGAUAUCUGGGCGCUUGGUAUUACCUUCUUUGAGAUGCUCACUGGUCGCACUCCCUUCGAACACCACGAUGAGAAGUUCGACAGCAAGGAAAAGUUCGAGGUGUACUACACACGUGCCGAACGCGGUGCCUGGGUGGGCGAAUGGCACAUUUCUCCUGGGUUGGAGGAUCUCAUUCGCGGCAUGCUACUUCACAGCCCGAGCGAGAGGAGCGAUGCUGGAGGGGCUCUCCUUCACGCUGUCUUCGAUCCUGUCCACAGCACGCAGUGCGACUCGUUCGACGAGCUGCUGAGGUUCUCGCCUGACGAGGAGCUGGUUCAGCAAGCUACGCGGGAAGCGAGUCCAAGCCCGGACGUCUCUUACCUGCAGCAAGAAUUGAGUGAUAGCGACAUCGUCAUUCGAGACCUGGUCCAGCGAACUCGACCGCAACGGUCUCGAAAAGACACCGCCUUAGACGAGAAGGAGCCGCUUUGCGCCUCGCCAGGCAUCUCCCGAGCAGCCGUUGCGAUGCCGCAGUAUCACGUUCCAGGAUCUCCUUCCCUGUCGCAGGUCGGCAUGGAUUCUCGCCUCACCGACCUCAUGUGCGUCAGUCCACCGUGGCGCAAGGGUCAGCCGCCACGUCAAGGCACGCCUAUACUAUCUGCCAAGCGAGACCGCAUUUGGACCUCCCAUCUGCCUGAAGACGACGACAACGACAGCGGACAGAGCGACGCCUCGGAAGACCGACCCUCUCCGGUCAGCAUCGUCAGCGCGUCGAAAGCUCAACCUACUAAACAAUCGCCCUUCCGACUGCGCUUAGGCCUGCACGCUCAAAGCAGCAACACGACACGUCCUACGCAAGAACGGAUGGCUUCGACACCUCUCUCUGCCCCCGCAGCUACCACUCAUUCAUCGGGUGCACCCGUCAUACUUCCUCAGACGAAUGGCAACAACAUCAAGCCCACCACGACGCGCAUCGACACCUCCCGCGUCGCCUCGCUCGCCAAAAAGUUCGACGCUAGCAACUUCCUCUCUCGUCCACCUCCCCACCUCACCUCGCUGACCACCAGUCUCACGGGGCGCGGUCUGACACUCGGCAAGAACGGUCAGGGUCACCGGCGAUCCAAGUCGCAUACGCUGAUGGGCACGCAGUCUGGCGUGGUGCCGUAUGCCUCGCGCCGCUCGACUGGAUCGUACGUGCCUGGUGGGGAGGAUGCGCUGCCUCGGUGUGCGAGGCGACUGUUCGAUACCGAGGUCGAGACGAAGCGCGAGAUGGAUGCUGCUACAGAUAUCGGGUCUGCUAGGUCGGAUACGAAUGAUGCUGGCGUCCUCCCCGUUGCUACCCAUGUCGAGACCACCGCUCGCACACCUGCACCUCCAGCUCCUCAAGCAAGAUUCACUGAAUCGUCCGUGGCUACUCCUACCGGUGAAGCGCACUUCGCACACCGACUUCAAAAGAUGGCCUCCCUCGCCGGGCUGCUGACCAAGAUGAUCGAUGAGACGCGCACCGUGCUCAGUCCGCAGAUGCAGACCCCCGUUCGGCGCGGAUCCAGUGCAACGGCGAGCACCGAGGCGCUGGACAUCUCGCCUGGACUAUUGGGCUCUCCUGCGUCGAGCGAAGGGAGAAGAGCCGAUGUGUCGAUGGUGAGUGCGGCCUUCUCUCUCGAUCUCAGCUCGUCCGCCCAUCGUAGCGGUACGGAAGACGAGGCGAAGAGAGUGAACCAUCCGACGCCGGCCCAGGUGGAGGGCAUGUACGAAACUUUCCUUGCCAGUCAGCGGGUCUCGAGGGCCGGAGAAGGAUUCAUGUCGCCCAAACAGGCUUCGGUGGCCACCACGACGAGUGGCAUUCCGAGCGUCAAAAAGGGUCGGAAGCUCGCCAAGCUCUUCUCCCCCUCCAAUAGCGCGCCCAAUUUCGACCACCUGCGUGAGGAAUCGGCUGGCUCGCCGAGGAAGAGCAGGACGGAUGGCCAGAGGAGUGUUGGUAAGGGUGGAAGACUGGCCCGGCUGUUCCGCAAGCAGGGGUAG